Pollicipes pollicipes is the source of this 1231-nucleotide messenger RNA. RefSeq names its product Transcription initiation protein Spt3 (gene Spt3). Bases 245 to 1231 code for a protein of 328 amino acids. Gene Ontology annotation, molecular function: transcription coactivator activity. The transcript has 2 exons. Gene Ontology annotation, biological process: transcription by RNA polymerase II. The record is from RefSeq and is a predicted model, not a curated record. Lineage: Eukaryota; Metazoa; Arthropoda; Thecostraca; Pollicipedomorpha; Pollicipedidae.
UACAAAGCUCCGCCCCAGAGUCUGCUUGUGGGGGCGCAUGGAAAUAUUAUGUAUCCGAAGUAUACUGAACAACAUCUUAAGGAGGAUGGAUUUCGAGUCAGGGCAAGCUAUAGGGCAUAGUGAUGAUAUGUAGCAGGGGGAUGUGAUAUUUGAUACUCAAGGUGCAUAGUUGCAUCCUAAGUCUUAUCCUGAAUCGAUCUUGUCCUUAGUCUUGGCGCCUGAAUCAACAACUAGUUGAAGGACAAUGCAUCAGCCCAAGAAAGCACGAAGUGGGAAGACAAGAAAGGGAUGCCCUGCAGAGGUGCUCCAUCCACAAGGCCAAGAAACAAGCACCCAGAUUUGGAAACGAGAAAGCAAUGUAAAGCUGGAGAAUAAUGCUUUCCAUGAUGUUACAAAAGUUAAAGCUGAGAAUAUAGCAGACUUUGAGGAGGUCUUUCUUGAGGAUUGUGAGGACAUCGCUGAUGAUGCUCGCCUGGCCUCCUCCGGCGAGCCAGGCUCCCUCCUGCCAGUGCUCUGUGAGCUAAUGUUGGGCAUGGGCGACUGGCCAGCGCCGCUGACUGCGUCGGCUGAGCUGAUGGAGCCCAUCAUCGCGCGCGAGCUGUCCGCGCUCGUAGCGCGCGCACUGCGCGCUCCCUGGCGGCCGAGUGCGGCGCUCGAGCCGGAGCGUCUGCUGCUGGCGCUGCGACGGGACGCCCUGAUGACCAGCCGCAUGCUGGGUUACCUCGAGUUCCGCCACGUGCGCUUGUCCGUCGCCUCUAGCGUGCAGCAGACCGUGGUGAAGGGCGCGUGGCACGUGCUGGUGCGCUGCCGCGCCCUCGUCGAGGAACUCGGUGUUUCGCCACCGCCGGCCGCCGACCAGGAGGCACGGGCGCGCCGCGAGCGCCUCGACCGCCUCACUAGCGCCAUGACACGUGACGAGUAUAAGGCGUUCUCGCGUGUGCGCCGCUUUUGCCCGAGCCACUGGCGCGCGUGCGAGGGCUGGCUGCGCCGACUGUGGCCGGCCGGCGCGCCGCCGCCAACCGCCGCCACGCGCGGGGCGCUGCUGUUUCUGCUGCGCGAGCUGUUGACGCUACUGGUGGAUGCGGCGCUGCUCGUGCGUGAGGAGAGCAGCGCGCGCCAGCCGGUUGGUGGCUUGCCGGCGCGCUCGCUGGCGCCAGACCACGUGCGCGAGGCGGUGCGCCGCUUGCAGAUGGCGGCACCACCGCGCGCUGACACCCUGCUCGUCACGUGA